AACGAGGCAGUGGUUGCAAAACAGCACAUUUAAACGGCAGCAAAUGGAUGGUCCCAUCAUGUUCAGUCCUUCAUUUUAAAGUGGUUAAAGAGCUUACUGUAUCUCUACCACAGCUUAAGGUGAAUCCAGUUACAUCCUAAACAAUGAAGCGUCUGAAUAGAAAAGGAGCUGUCCACUUUGUAAAAGAGCUAGAUGCUUUUCCUAAAGUCCCAGAGAGCUAUGUUGUAACGUCAGCUUUCGGAGGCACAGUGUCCCUGAUUGUUUUCAUCCUCAUGGCACUUCUGACCAUCUCUGAGUUUCUUGUGUACCGAGACACAUGGAUGAAAUAUGAGUAUGAAGUCGACACAGAUUUUUCAAGUAAAAUGAAAAUAAAAAUUGACAUCACAGUUGCAAUGAAAUGCGAAAGGUUGGGCGCAGAUGUGUUAGAUAUUGCUGAUGAUGUGGUUGCAUCAAAGGAGCUGAAAUAUGAACCUGUCAACUUUGAACCUUCUGCACAACAAAAACUGUGGCAUCAGAUAUUACAGCAGAUUCAAGGCAGACUGAGGGAGGAGCAUUCACUUCAAGAUGUACUCUUUAAGUCUGCUCUGAAAGGAUACUUUUCUGACCCGCUUCCAUGGAAUGAUUCUGCAUCUUUAUCCAACAACAAUUCCUGCAGAAUACAUGGACAAAUCUAUGUCAAUAAAGUUGCAGGGAACUUACAUAUCACGCUAGGAAAACCUAUCACUUCUCUCAUGGGUCAUGCCCAUUUUGCACCUAUAGUCAAAGAAGAAGUUUAUAACUUCUCACAUCGAAUAGACUGUCUGUCUUUUGGAAACGAAGUUCCUGGACACAUCAAUCCCCUUGAUGGCACAGAGAAAAUAACAUUAGAGCACAAUCAGCUGUUUCAGUAUUUUAUCACAGUUGUGCCCACCAAGCUUCACACAUCUGAUGUAUCAGUAGACAUGCAUCAGUUUUCUGUCACAGAAAGGGACCGGGUUAUAAACCAUGAAGCAGGCAGCCAUGGUGUGUCUGGAAUCUUUAUUAAGUAUAAACUGAGUCCGCUGAUGGUGAGGGUGAGUGAGGAGCAUAUGCCUCUCUCUGUGUUUCUUGUGAGGCUGUGUGGCAUCAUUGGAGGAAUCUUCUCCACCUCAGACCUGCUCCACAGAUUAAUUGGGUAUUUUGUUGACAUUAUCUGCUGUCGCUUUAAACUUGGACCAAAUUAUUCCAGGCAGGUCCUCCCUGAUUCUUAAGACACCCUGGAAAGCAUCAGUUGUGGAAGCAUAAACCAAAACAGACAAUUUGUCAUGCCUCUACUUUUAAUUUGUAAAAUUAAUUGUUAACAAUCUUGUGAGUGAUUACCAAAUUGUCUGUUUAAGAACGAGAGAAAAUAAAAAAUAUAUCAAAAUUAUGCCUAAUUAAUGUGAUACAAAGCUAUGAACAGUAUGAAUGCUAAUUAAAAUGAUGACUGUGAUUUAUUAUUAUUUUUAAAAUAAGUUAUUUAGUGAUUAUAUUAAAUCAUCAUUGUACAUGAUAAGUCAACAUUUGAUAUACUUGGCAGAGCUCAAUUUCAGGGCGGCUUAAAUCUUUGUGCGUUAUUUAUUGGUCCUCAGUACAAUACAAACAAAAAAUGCAAAGAAAAACUAGAAGACGGAAAAGCUGUUGAACUUCCUGACCAUUCAUUUAAUCACCGUCUGCUAGCAGAUAUAGCCUAGCCAAAUUACAUAGCCCUUUAAAUUUUAAACCAGUAGGCUUACAUUUAUUUUUUGUUUUAAUGCGAUUUUAAACAUGUACAACGUCAAA
Triplophysa rosa is the source of this 1779-nucleotide messenger RNA. Its product is annotated as endoplasmic reticulum-Golgi intermediate compartment protein 2. The coding region runs from base 144 to 1229 and encodes 361 amino acids. Gene Ontology annotation, cellular component: endoplasmic reticulum; COPII-coated ER to Golgi transport vesicle; membrane. NCBI's taxonomy places the organism in Eukaryota, Metazoa, Chordata, Actinopteri, Cypriniformes, Nemacheilidae. The transcript is spliced from 14 exons. The record is from RefSeq and is a predicted model, not a curated record. Gene Ontology annotation, biological process: endoplasmic reticulum to Golgi vesicle-mediated transport; retrograde vesicle-mediated transport, Golgi to endoplasmic reticulum.